CUCUGGUAGACCCAUAAGCUUCUCCCUAAAACGAGGGACCGCUGCUAGGCCUAUAACCGUUCCUGAUAGCCCUCGGGUCUCCUCUGGGAAGAUGGGAGAUACUUCACCGGUGGUGAUUGAUCUCACCGAAGAAGAUGUGGAGUCCUCCAGCAUGCCGCAGGCGUCAAAAACGGUGUCCCACCAGACAGCGAUCACGGUUGCUCCAGUUGCACCAAUGGCAAUCAACCCGGGCCCAUCAACGGAGAGGAGCCAACAGAUUGUUGCGAGUGCUCCGGCCCAGCCUCCAUCAACCCCCGCCGUCGCCGCUGCAACUCCACAACAGACCCCGAAUCCGGUAGAUGUGGUAGAGCAGCCUCUGAGCGAUGCCUCCAUGGAAAUUGAUUCUUCGAGACCCCCGUCUCCCGAAGAGCCAGCUGUACGAAGCGGUAAUUCUUCACCUCCCUAUAGCCCACCACCAGCGUUUCCGGAGGAUCUGUCGAUGCCACCUGUUGCAGUUACCAACGUUCAGGCACUCGACAGUGUAUCUCAUGUGAUUUCGGUUUUGUCCGACCUGAACUGCAUUUUCUGUAGCAAGAAAUGGCACGAGACUACGGACCACACCUUUAUUCCUCGCCAGACAUCACCAGAUCAGCCACCAAGUGAACCUCUGGCACCACCAACAUUAUUUGACGGUCAAUCAACGCCAUUGGGUGCAGGGUUGGCACGGUGGGGUCCUAAGCCGUCGCCUUCUCUGGCGAUUCCGCCCAGGCCAAAGACUUGGGCUUCGCGUAGUGAUACCACGCGGGCGACCAAAAGACCAUCUGGUGAAGCUAUAGAGCCACCGCCAAUCAAGAGGGCUAUGACAGCGGUAGAUCUGGUGAUGCAAAAAUACAGCAUGCAGCCAAUUGCAAGAACCACAUCAGCACCGGCCCCGAUCCGAUCACCACCUGCUGCUGCUACUACUAAUGAUACGUCAGCGGUGGACAAAUCAGUCACCAGCCCGAUUAGCCGGCGUUCUCUUUCCGGGCAAGAGAAGUUGCCAGGAAACACCAAACAGAAGCAGUUGUCGGUGGCGGCAAAACCCUCACCCCCAAGACUAGCCACCUCGGAGUGGCGGCCUGGGUGCAAGCUGCAGCCUGCGUCUUCUACCACUUCUCCCUUAUCAGCUGUGAAUAGUCAGUUUCCAGGACGGGUUGGUUCUACUCCAACAUAUAUCGCCACGGGAAAAACCGCUCGAAAGUCUGCGCCAGCGAGCAAAGAGCCGCGGAGUGGGCCUGCGAUGAAACGGGCUGGACGACUGGUGUAUGCGCAGCCGAACCCGACGGACUCGGAAGAUUCGGUUGAUGAAUUCACAGGUUUAAAGGACGAAAACGCCAGGUUAAAAGAGCAACUACGGCAACAAAAAGACUAUACGAAGCGCCAGAGCGAAUUGGCAUCGCGCCAGAGGGCGAAAACUCGGGUGCUAGAGAGAGAGAUCACCGAGCUCAAGAGAGAUAAAUGUGAGCGGGAGAACAAGUUCAACAGGCUACUCAAGUUAUCUCCCACCGACGGGCACGUUCCGAUGCGUACCAUCAUCGACACAAUUGACCUUGCCCAUCAGGCGGAGAUCACGCUAGUUGCUCGUCGUCCUCCUUUGAAGAAGGAGAUCUUCGCCGACGAUGAUUUCUUGGACAGCGCUUCUGACGAGGAGCCCUCGCCGAAGCCCGCACUACAUUACAAGCCGAGGGAGAUGAGCUGGAGAAAAACAAAGUACAGCGCACUGGACAAAUCACGGCUGAUGAAAGUCCAUCUGCACCGUGAGCGUGAGCCUGUGCGACCACCGGUGCGUCGUGAGACCAACGCGGUAAUGAUCCAUUAUGACCCCGAAGAGCCUGCAACGGUCACCGACAGCUCGACACCGGUCACGUCGAUCAUCCGUUACCGGCACCCGGCGCCAAAAACCCUCGAAGAAAUCUUUGGUCUUCCAGAGGAGCCAAUCCCAGUGCUCAGGGAUGGGACUUUGUGCUACAAAUCUGGUGUCAUUAACCAACGUAGCCGCCUUCCAGACCGUAAUGCGCCGUGCUUCAAAGUUUACGGCCCGAGGGAUCUGCAGAGCUAAACUUGUCUCGCUCCAGACUUGUCGCACGGAACAUCAGGGCUUGUUCCUUGGCCAAUAUCACUACCGCC
Molecule: messenger RNA, 2145 nt
Organism: Tricharina praecox
Lineage: Eukaryota; Fungi; Ascomycota; Pezizomycetes; Pezizales; Pyronemataceae
Exons: 3
Coding region: 92-2077 (661 amino acids)
Source: RefSeq, a predicted model, not a curated record